Coregonus sp. 'balchen' is the source of this 689-nucleotide messenger RNA. The record is from the annotation of a GenBank genome assembly. NCBI's taxonomy places the organism in Eukaryota, Metazoa, Chordata, Actinopteri, Salmoniformes, Salmonidae.
AUGGAUAGUCAGAGAUACACCAGUCCUGGAGGGUUACAGUAUAUAAUGGAUAGUCAGAGAUACACCAGUCCUGGAGGGUUACAGUAUAUAAUGGAUAGUCAGAGAUACACCAGUCCUGGAGGGUUACAGUAUAUAAUGGAUAGUCAGAGAUACACCAGUCCUGGAGGGUUACAGUAAUAAUGGAUAGUCAGAGAUAAACCAGUCCUGGAGUGUUACAGUAUAUAAUGGAUAGUCAGAGAUACACCAGUCCUGGAGGGUUACAGUAUAUAAUGGAUAGUCAGAGAUACACCAGUCCUGGAGGGUUACAGUAAUAAUGGAUAGUCAGAGAUACACCAGUCCUGUAGGGUUACAGUAUAUAAUGGAUAGUCAGAGAAACACCAGUCCUGGAGGGUUACAGUAUAUAAUGGAUAGUCAGAGAUACACCAGUCCUGGAGGGUUACAGUAAUAAUGGAUAGUCAGAGAUACACCAGUCCUGGAGGGUUACAGUAUAUAAUGGAUAGUCAGAGAUACACCAGUCCUGGAGGGUUACAGUAAUAAUGGAUAGUCAGAGAUACACCAGUCCUGGAGGGUUACAGUAUAUAAUGGAUAGUCAGAGAUACACCAGUCCUGGAGGGUUACAGUAUAUAAUGGAUAGUCAGAGAUACACCAGUCCUGGAGGGUUACAGUAUAUAAUGGAUAGUCAGAGAUAA